Molecule: messenger RNA, 609 nt
Organism: Tripterygium wilfordii
Lineage: Eukaryota; Viridiplantae; Streptophyta; Magnoliopsida; Celastrales; Celastraceae
Exons: 2
Coding region: 1-609 (202 amino acids)
Source: RefSeq, a predicted model, not a curated record
AUGACAGCCCCUCUCACGGAUUGUAUGUGUACUGGCAAAUUUGUGUGGACUGAGGAAGCUAACCGGGUCUUUAUGUUGAUCAAAGAGUUGUUGACCAUAGCUCCUAUCUUAGUACUUCCCGAUUUUACAAUCCCUUUUGAAUUACACUGUGAUGCGUCCAAGAUUGGCAUUGGAGCUGUACUUACCUUGAAGCAUUUGAACAGCCAAGAUAAAUUAUCUUCAAGGCAUGCUUGGUGGGCAGCAUACAUACAACAAUUCUCUUUUGUCCUUAAGCACAAAUCCGGUCAUUUGAAUAAGGUGGAGGAUGCUCUUAGCCGACGGAUUACUUUAGUGACAACAUUGCGUACAAGUGUCCUGGGUUUCGAGUUGCUUAAGGAUCUGCUUCCUACGGAUCCUUAUUUUGGUACUAUAUUGCGUGAGUUGAGCACCCGGUCUGGAUCAUAUUUUAUCUUGCAUGAAGGCUAUCUGUUCAAGGGGACUCGAUUGUGUGUGCCAGAGAUUAGUCUUCGACUCCAGAUCAUCCGGGUAUUGCGCAGCGAGGGUCACGUGGGUCAUGACAAGACCUUGAACUUGGUGGCCUUUGUCACGACCCAAAAGUGGGCCACGUGA